Chaetomium strumarium is the source of this 1806-nucleotide messenger RNA. Its product is annotated as glycosyl transferase. Lineage: Eukaryota; Fungi; Ascomycota; Sordariomycetes; Sordariales; Chaetomiaceae. Gene Ontology annotation, molecular function: dolichyl pyrophosphate Glc1Man9GlcNAc2 alpha-1,3-glucosyltransferase activity. The record is from RefSeq and is a predicted model, not a curated record. The transcript has 3 exons. The coding region runs from base 82 to 1590 and encodes 502 amino acids. Gene Ontology annotation, cellular component: endoplasmic reticulum membrane. Gene Ontology annotation, biological process: protein N-linked glycosylation.
CACCUAUCAAUUGGCGACCGCGAUUCAUGUGACGGAACAAUCGCCGGCUUUGUGCAUGGCAGCCCCCGAUAUGCCGCCAUCAUGACGGCUGAGAUAUACCCUUCACUCACUCAGUGCGCGAUAGUGGCUGCUGCGUUUAAGAUUCUGCUCUUCCCAGCCUACAAAUCGACCGAUUUUGAGGUCCACCGCAACUGGCUUGCCAUCACCAAUAGCCUGCCCUUAUGGGAAUGGUACUACGAGAAAUCUUCAGAAUGGACGCUCGACUACCCACCGUUCUUCGCCUACUUCGAGUGGAUUAUGUCGCAGGUCGCGAAGCUGGUAGACCCGGCCAUGCUCAAGGUGUACAAUCUCGAGUACGAUAGCUGGCAGACAAUAUACUUCCAGAGGUCCACCGUCAUCAUCACCGAGCUAUUCCUAGUCUAUGCAUUGCAGAUGUUCGUAGACUCGUCGCAUGGGGCAUCCAAACGAGCAGCGCAGGCCGCGGCCAUAUCUAUCCUGCUCUCGCCCGGUCUCCUCAUCAUUGACCACAUCCACUUCCAGUACAAUGGCUGCAUGUAUGGCAUCCUGAUCGCCUCGCUCGUCCUGGCGCGCAAGAAGUCAACGCUGCUGUGGAGUGGUCUUCUGUUCGCCGGUCUAUUGUGCAUGAAGCACAUCUACCUCUACCUGGCGCCGGCGUACUUCGUCUUCCUCCUCAGGGCGUACUGCCUGUCUCCGAAGUCGGUUUUCCGGAUUCAGUUUCUCAACUGUCUGAAGCUGGGCGCCGGCAUUGCAGGAAUAUUUGGCACGGCGUUCGGGCCUUUCGCACUACAGGGCCAAAUCCCCCAAAUCCUGAGUCGGCUCUUUCCCUUUUCGCGUGGCCUGUGUCAUGCAUACUGGGCGCCGAAUGUCUGGGCCGUGUACUCGUUUGUGGAUCGCGCUUUGAUUAUCCUUGCGCCCCGACUUGGUCUGACGGUCAAGACGGAGGCGCUGCAGAGCGUCACACGUGGCUUGGUCGGAGAUACAUCCUUCGCGGUGCUGCCGGAUGUCACACCACGAGUGUGUUUUGGCCUCACUCUGGCUUUUCAGACGAUCCCGCUGUUGAAGCUCUUCUUCCAGCCGACCUGGGAUAACUUCAUCGGUGCCGUUACGCUCUGCGGUUAUGCCUCCUUCCUGUUUGGCUGGCAUGUGCACGAGAAGGCGGUCCUUCUUGUCAUUAUCCCCUUCAGCCUCAUCGCGCUCAAGGACCGGCGCUAUCUGGGCGCAUUCCGACCACUUGCGGUUGCGGGCCACGUAUCGCUGUUCCCGCUACUAUUCACUCCGGCAGAAUUUCCCAUCAAGACGGUCUACACCGUGUUUUGGCUCAUUCUCUUCCUCAUGGCCUUCGACCGCCUCGCGCCCGCGUCGAGCCGGGCCAGGUUCUUCUUGUUUGACCGCUUCAGCACGCUCUACAUCACGGUCAGCAUACCACUCAUCGCAUAUUGCUCAUUGGUGCACCAGAUUGUCUUCGGCAAAAGCUACGAGUUUCUACCGCUGAUGUUCACCAGCUCAUACUCGGCGAUAGGAGUAGUCGGGAGCUGGGUGGGCUUCAUGGUCGUGUAUUUCACUUCGUAGGGUAGGUAGAAAAAAAAGAGAACUAUACGAUCCUGGUGGUCGGCUCAGGCCAGUUCUACGGUACACUACGGAUACACUGCCGCAUUUCCCUCAAGUGAUUCCUCCUUCCAAGUUGCCAGGCAUAUACCAGCUACCCCUUGCUGAGUCAGCUGCCCAAGCCCUGUCGCAUAGGUACCUAUCUCUCAUUGGCCGUCAUCAAUGUCGGCAGGCCUGCAC